Molecule: messenger RNA, 1184 nt
Organism: Neocloeon triangulifer
Lineage: Eukaryota; Metazoa; Arthropoda; Insecta; Ephemeroptera; Baetidae
Gene: ubl
Product: ubiquitin-like protein 5
Exons: 3
Coding region: 126-347 (73 amino acids)
Biological process (GO): mRNA splicing, via spliceosome; protein modification process
Cellular component (GO): cytoplasm; nucleus
Molecular function (GO): protein tag activity; protein binding
Source: RefSeq, a predicted model, not a curated record
AGGACCUCUUUGGUUUGCAAUUUUUUCUAGGAUUUGUUAUUGUUUUGUUGACGGUGAACAAUCGGGAGAAUUCUGCCGAAAAGCUUCUUACUUUUGCAAAUUUUUGAGAAAGUACACGUCGAAGCAUGAUUGAAAUCACGUGUAACGACCGUCUGGGCAAAAAGGUGCGUGUCAAAUGCAACACGGACGACACAAUCGGCGACCUGAAGAAGUUGAUCGCCGCUCAGACCGGCACACGCUAUGACAAAAUUGUCCUCAAAAAGUGGUACACGAUCUUCAAGGACCACAUCACGCUACAGGACUAUGAGAUCCACGACGGAAUGAACCUCGAGUUGUACUACCAGUAAAAUUCGGAAGGACAAGGAAAGUGAAAUGAAUGAAUGCGGGUCUGUCAAGUACUUUUUUUUUAUUUUCAUGAUUGGCAGGAAAAUGAAUGCUUGUACAUACAACUGAUUCCACAAUCAAUAUAAAAUUUUAAGACAAUUUUCUUAAUUAAUAAUAAACGUUUGUCACUUAGCAAAUGUCAAAAGAAGAUUUAUGCUUCUUUUUUAUUCUAUUUCUAUAGUAAUAUUGUAGGAAACACUUGCUAUGUUAUAAUAGAGAGGAAAUUAAUUUAUAACAAAAAAAAGACAAAAAAUUGAAUCCUGCAAUUUUUCAAAAGGACUAGCUUGUGUAAAUUUUAAAAUUCUAGUUAAAAUAUUUGGUGUGUGUGAUUAGAUAAGUGAUAAUUAAAAUGCAGAGCUAAAGCGUGUGGUUUUGACUGAAUUCAGUGCGGGGUCUUGAAGUGUCCGUCAGAGAGCACAUUCCUGCGCGGAGAGGCAGGGGAGGAUUCACCAGAGAAGGAGUUUGAGAAUUUGGUGGGGCUGACGGGCAGCGGCACCGCCACCUGGUUGUUCAGCAGGUCCUUGAUGUGCUGCACAAUUAGCUCGAUCGCCACUAGAAUUGGAUCAAAAAUCAGUCGGGCACAAACACAAUCAGUGCAGCAGCAGCGGACACAAACAAAACACACACAGACAUUGCUGCUCAUUAGUGUGCAAUUCUUGAACACACCUUUUGUAUUAAUCUUUGGGGAAAAAAGCAAAAAUCAAGCUGGCAGUUUCUUUUUAUUGAGUGAAACGACUUUUCAGUUUUCAUACAUUUUAUUCAAUUGGCAAAAUACAUUUCGUUCUCUUUUUUUAGUGAGA